This is a messenger RNA of Medioppia subpectinata, 1751 nucleotides long. NCBI's taxonomy places the organism in Eukaryota, Metazoa, Arthropoda, Arachnida, Sarcoptiformes, Oppiidae. The record is from the annotation of a GenBank genome assembly.
AAUGUUUGCAAACAUUACAACUUUUGGUUCAAAAUUAAUUAUAAAUGAGUUUAUAUUGUAAUCAAACUGUGAUUUGUGUGCAAUAAAGACCACUAAACCAGUGAUUAUUGAAAAGACAAUUAAAGUAAUCUGUGAUUGAAGUGAAAGUAAAAACAAUGCAAUGAAAUGAAGAGUUGGUGUUUGAGAACCGGUUUAUUGUAUUGAUUGAAGUGAUAGUGAAGUGAUUGUCAGAGAUUUGAGUACAAGAGUACCAGUUGUGGGAGUUUUGGAUCAAAUGUCAUAUCUUUGACACUAUUUUUCCAUCAAUUAAUCGCUUUUAUUAGGCCAAAAGUGUCACUCAUUGGAUCCGAUGUCCGCACAUAUAUUUGCAUUCAAUUAAUGCAAUUGAAUUCUUGCCUUCAUUUGGUCGCAAGACAAGUGUUUUUCUGUCAAAAGUCAAAAGAAAGGUUCAAUUGAUUGAGUAAAUCGUGACAAUGAGUGAAGAGGAAGACGAGGCGAUGAUAUCGUUAAGAAGUGGUCAAAGCCGUCAUUACUUGUCGCUGAGGCAGAGACUGGCCUUCAGUGUAGGCCAUGUCUUGAACGAUGUUUGCGCCGCCAUUUGGUUCUCGUAUUUCUUGGUUUACAUGCAUUUCGUUAAUCGGUUCCACAAAUCGGCCGCUUAUCUGCUAUUAAUCGGACAAAUAGCCGAUGCAAUCGCCACUCCAUUCGUGGGCCUCGAGUUGGAUAAAGUGAACGACUGGUGGAUCUGCAGAUAUGGACGCAAGAAAUGCUGGCAUUUGUUGGGAACCGUUUUGGUUUGCGCGACAUUUCCCGUCAUUUUCAACAAAUGCAUCACUUGUGAGAUGAGUGAAGAAAUGGCACAAAUGGUGUAUUACUCGGCCUUUAUAGUGAUCUUUCAGUUCGGUUGGGCGUCCAUUCAAAUCAGUCACUUGUCAUUGAUUCCCGAUUUGACUCCAUUUUCCUGCGAAAGAGUAGAACUAAACGCUUGGAGAUAUGCCUUUACCGUUGUGUCCAAUAUUAUGGUAUAUGUCAUCACUUGGAUUGUCUUCCAUAUUGACGGUAAAGACAGCGCAGAUAACGAUCAAAUCACUCCGUCUGACGCGCCUCUCUUCAGGACUAUUGUCCUCAUUGUUAUGGCAAUCGGUUUUGUCUUCUCAUUAAUCUUUCACUUCGGAGUGAAAGAGAGACCAAAGAAUAGACUCACUUCUAACCAAACCGUCUCAACAGCUCAAGAAUCGGGUGAUUUUAAUUUGCCAUCGAUUGAGACACACCUCAAGUGGAACCACUGGUUCAAAGAAUCUCAAUUCUACAAAGUUGGGCUCCUUUAUAUGGGGACCAGACUCUGUAUUAACUUGACUCAAGUCUAUACUCCACUCUUCCUUCAAGACUCACUUCAUCUCAAAAAACUAACAUAUCUAUUGGGCGCCAGUCUAUCAUUGAGCGCCAGUACUUGGCUUUAUUUCGGUACUUACGACCGCUUCAAGACUUACGAUAUAUACGGAGUGUCCGUUUUAAUGGGCAUUUCUGGCUCUACAAUGUUGAUCACAAGUCUAUCCAUUACCAAUGACCUGAUCGGACACAACACUUCGAGCGGAGCUUUUGUUUUCGGAGCGAUGAGUUUUGCGGACAAACUGUCGAAUGGGAUCGCAGUUAUUGUAAUUGAAAACUUUCAUCCGUGUAAGACAUGCGGAUGUAGUAUUUGUGAUGAUUAUUACCGAAAUAUAUUGACCUUUGUCUGCGACUGUGUGAGA